CUCCGGAUCACGUAAGUAACCGGAACUGCCAGAAGGCACGAGAGAAGAGCGACGCAGAAAUGAAUGGGUGGAAAAACAUGGACAUGCUGUGACAGUGCUAUGACCGUAACGUCGUCAUGUUUAAAGUAGUAUAAAACAUAUACUAAACAUUUAUGGAUUUAACGAUGGAGUGCGAUAUUUUGGACUCUUUGGAGCAGCUUGGCUAUGACGGUCCUCUGCUGGAGGAGAAGGCGCUGCUCGGAGCCGCAGAGGGAGGCCUGUCCUCUCCAGAGUUUGUGGAGCUGUGCAGGUGGCUGGCAUCCAGUCUGAAGCUGCUGUGUGAUCUGGAGGAGAGCAUUACUUCCGGUCCAGAUGACAUGGACAGCCUUCAGCUGGAGAUGAGUGGUCUGCUCAAAGAGCUGCACUGUCCUUAUGAAGAUCUCGUUUCAGGGAUUCUUAAAGGCAGUGCGCGGAAUACGGAAGAUCAUCUCAAAUGUGUCUUGUUCCUGAGCUCUGAGCUCCAGGCGGCUCAGAUUGUGAGGAGAAGAGGAGACUCUCGUAAACAUGAAGAGAGUCCCGUUUGUCUGGAGCUCCUGGCAAUCUGUGAAACCCUGAACCUGCCGGAGCCCAGAGGACAGGACACAGCAGCUGUUUUGUCUCAAGUCCAAGACAAGGUUGAAAAAGUACUAAUAGAACUCCCCAAUGGCUCCAUUGAAAACCCAGUAAUGCAGAAAUCUCUACACAGUGAACAAUGGGAGAAGUUGCAGAACAUUAACGCAGCUCUGUCUUCAGAGUACGAGUGUCGGCGCAGGAUGCUGAUCAAACGGCUGGACGUCACAGUUCAGUCAUUUGGCUGGUCGGACAGAGCUAAGGUAAAGGUGGACAGCAUGGCGAGGGCCUACCAACCCAGGAGACACUCUAUGAAGCCGCAGUCCACAGUUGACAUGGCCCAGCUGCUGGCUGCCAGAGAGGACAUCUGCAACGUGGUGAAGACCAGCAGCGGCUCCAGCACGGAGAAAACCGCCUGCGCUGUCAACAAGAUUCUAAUGGGGAGAGUCCCGGACAGAGGAGGACGUCCCUCUGAGAUAUCAGCCCCCGCUCCCGAGAUGCCACCCUGGCAAAAAAGACAAGAUGGAGGAUGCGGUGGGGGCUGGGGAGGAGGAGGAAGUUGGAGAGGUAAAGGAGGUAGUAGGAACCAAGGAAGACAUGGUGGACAAGGAGGAAAGAGAGGACGGUACCAGUAUUAGUUUCCACUGACACAUCUUGUGUUUUUUGUUUUUUAUAAAUGAUCAAAAAAUCACGUUGGACAUGAACUGAACUCCAUGGAGGGAGAAAACCAUAUCUGAGCUCUCAUACAGUGUUUUGUACUUUUCAAUUUGAGCUUCAUUUUGCAUUCUUUAUUUUCUCAUCAGUGUUUGAGUUGAGUAACACCAAUCAUUUUAAGAAUUUCUUUAGCACAGGAGCAAACGAAUUUACAACUGCAAUGUGCCACAAUUCUGUAACUGUCUCCCAAAUCCAUAUUUCAUACUGACUUUAAGGAUGCUUCAGUGAGCUGUGUUUAGACUGUAGACAUCACUUAAGGUAUUACUACUGAAAAUAACUUGAUGGACCCUGUCCUUCCACAAUGCAGUGGACAUUAGAAAAGCUGUUCAUAACUUUAAAACUAAUAGCAGAUGUUUGUGAAACAGCCCCAGUAAACCUAAUUUAUUAUUAUAAGUUGUGGGGAAACUAUAACCAGUUCAGUAGGUGUAUUUUCUUUUAGAAUAUCUGCAAAAACCCUGAAAAGGAUACUAUGAAAAGCUGUUUAUAUUUUAUUAAAUUAGUGAGGAGUUUGGGACACAGCAUUUUCCACAAUGUUCAGAUAUGAGGGAGGAACCACUGCACGCUGAACAAAGACACUACACUGUUUAUUUCAUGGCAUAUACUACCAUUCUACCCUUUCAAUCAUGUGUUAUUGAAGUGAUAAAGGGAUUUAAAGAUAGAAAACUGAUCUUUGAAGAGGAGUCAGUGCGCACUCUGAAGACUGAAAUAACUGCUACCUGUUAGAAACGAGCUGAGGAUCAGAAGAUCAGCUCUCGCCUCAUUUCCUUGAAGAUUCUGUACCAGCUUUGAUCCUUUUCACCUCUGAAUUUAUUUAAUAAAGACCUGUUUUUCAAAUGUCAA
Eleginops maclovinus (Patagonian blennie) is the source of this 2142-nucleotide messenger RNA. It is a transcript of the gene tslig3b, whose product is annotated as family with sequence similarity 98 member B. The transcript is spliced from 8 exons. Gene Ontology annotation, cellular component: tRNA-splicing ligase complex. Bases 153 to 1226 code for a protein of 357 amino acids. The record is from RefSeq and is a predicted model, not a curated record. Lineage: Eukaryota; Metazoa; Chordata; Actinopteri; Perciformes; Eleginopidae.